Molecule: messenger RNA, 1011 nt
Organism: Beta vulgaris subsp. vulgaris (sugar beet)
Lineage: Eukaryota; Viridiplantae; Streptophyta; Magnoliopsida; Caryophyllales; Amaranthaceae
Exons: 1
Coding region: 1-1011 (336 amino acids)
Source: RefSeq, a predicted model, not a curated record
AUGUACUAUAAGGGUAGAGAUAAGUCCAAGUGGUGUGAGUUUCAUGAUGAUUACGGUCACAAGAUAGAUGAUUGCAAAGACCUUAAGGACGGGAUUGAAGACCUCAUCAGGCGAGGUUAUUUCACCCAGUACCAAGCAAGGACUGAUCGCAAAACUCCUCCUAGGGAGGAUGAAAAUAGUAACAGAAGGCCGGUAAAGGAUAGGAUCACUGAGAUCCAUGUCAUAAGCGGAGGACCGACAAGAGGCGACAGCAUUCACGGGGCGAAACCUAGCCUAAAAGAAGUUCGCCACCAGGUGAACUACAACAAUGCCAGGAAGUGGCUGGCACCUCCAUCAAUGUCGUCCGUGGCCUUUACUUCAGAGGACGCUAAAGGGAUCGUUUACCCCCAUGAUGACCCUUUGGUAGUAUCUCUGCAGAUAUCCAAUGCAAUGAUCCAUCGCAACCUGGUAGACGGAGGAAGCUCCGCCAAUAUUCUCUACAAAGAAACGUUUGAAAAAAUGGGCUUUGACGAAACAUGUUUGAAGCCGGUCUCUUACCCGGUUAUCGGUUUUACAGGAGUAUCUGUUGUCCCAGAAGGGACGGUAAAGCUAGCUGUAAGAUUAGGAGAAGUGUCCCGUUCCAAGGACCUCAUGGUGGAAUUUCUGGUUGUUGACGUCCCAGCGGCGUAUAACGCCAUCAUCGGAAGACCGCUAAUUCACGACGCCCAAGCCAUCGUCUCAACGUAUCACCUUACUAUGAUCUACACCUCCAAUGACGGCAACCCCGAAAAAAUCAGGGGCAACCAAGAGUCGGCAAGGGCUUGUUACCUUACCGCGCUAAAACACUCUGACCACAAACGACCCACUGAUACGCCGCCGUCAGAAAGAAAAAGGAUAAGGCUGGAAAACAAAGCCAAGAAGGAUUUGUCUAUGGAAACUUCGAGGCAAGGCCGGCAGAUCAGCCGAGACCCAGCCCAGAGGGGGAGACUGAAGAAAUCAGCUUGGAAGAGGAAAGACCUGAUAGAAUGGUGA